Dermochelys coriacea (leatherback sea turtle) is the source of this 2467-nucleotide messenger RNA. RefSeq names its product platelet derived growth factor receptor like (gene PDGFRL). Bases 786 to 1910 code for a protein of 374 amino acids. Lineage: Eukaryota; Metazoa; Chordata; Testudines; Dermochelyidae. The record is from RefSeq and is a predicted model, not a curated record. The transcript has 6 exons.
GGUCAUGGCAACCCAGAACGUGCUGCUGAACCACUUGCGCACUCCGCUGUUCCACCCCGAGGGAGCGUUCGUGCCUCAGGAGCCUUCCCGCCACCCGCUCUCUUCUCUCACCGACGCCUUCGUGCCUGAGGCUGGGCCACCUGCCCCACAACGGCGAGUCACCCCGGCGGCGUGACCGGACCCAGGCGAGGUCCCGCAGCGCAGAGAGGACGCGUAAGGGGGCUGGACGGAAUCGUCCUCGCCCGCGGGACCAGGUGUUGGCUGAGUUUCUGGGCCCGCCUUGCAUGGACGGGAAGAGGCGGCCGGGGACACGGGCGCACGUUCAAGGGAACGGUGUGGCCCACGCCGCCGCUAGCCGGCACCAGUCCGUGUUUGCCAAGGUCGGCGCCCGGGAGGCUUCCAGGGGCGUUGGGGGAUCGACGCCUCCCUGUUUUAUUCUCCCUCUGCUGAGACCGCUGCGCCCCAGGGUCACUGCACGUGCUGCAGGCCGGGGCAGCCCAGGUGCGCGCUGCUCGCACAGCAGGUUUCGCCGGCGCUGGCUGUGAUCGGGGACCGGACCUGCCCCGCCCCCCGCCGGGCUCUCACGUGCGUGCCGAACCGCCCUGCUCCGCAGCUGCCCAGGGGCCCUAGCAGCCCUUCCCCGCGCGCUCAGGCUGGAGAGCUCGCCUAGUGCAGGGACGGCGGGCUCCGGCGAGCUCCUCCUCCGGCGCUAGCUCCCCCUCCCUGCACUGGAGCCCGGACUUUCCAGAGCCCCCGCAAUUCGGCUCGCCCGCGGCUGCUCCGACAUGAGGCUCUGGGUCCUGCUGAGCCUCCUGCUGCUGCACGAAACGCUGCAAAAUGUUACCGGACAACCUGCAAAGAGUAAGCGUCCAAAGAACCAGGAGGAAAACAAAAUUAAACCUGCCAACAAAAAAAUGAAGCCCCAAACUCCUAAAUUAAAGGAGAGAGAAUCCAGUGACUCAUCCACAAAAUCCCAAUCCAUAAUGAUCCAAGUGAUGGAUAAAGGCCGCUUCCAGAAACCUGCUGCCACUUUGAGUCUGCCUGCAGGGCAGAACAUAGAACUACGAUGUAAAGGGAAUGAAAUUGGGUGGAGUUAUCCUUCAUACCUAGACACCUUUAAAGACUCCAGGCUCAGCAUUAAGCAGCUUGACAGAUAUGGUCAGCUGAUACUUGCAAAUUCUACUGCAGCAGACUCUGGUGAAUAUAGUUGCUGGCUUCUUCUCUGUAAUGGCUAUAGCUGCAAGAAGGAUGAGUCUAAAACUGGCUCAACGUACAUCUUUUUCACAGAUAAAGGGGAGCUCUUUGUACCUACUUCCAGUUAUUUCGAGAUUGUCUACCUGAACCCAGAUAAACCAGCAGUAAUCCCUUGCAGAGUGACCAUCCCAUCAGCAAAAGUAACUCUGCACAGGGAGUUUCCAGCAGAAGAAAUCAAAACAGAUGGAACUAACAUUAUCUAUGAUGUGAAGAAGGGUUUUAUCUAUCAGCACCCCACCUCUGACCAUAUAGGAGUGGUCUAUUGUAGAGCUGAAUCACAGGGAGCACCUCAGAUUUCCAUCAAAUAUCAAUUACUGUAUGUGGAAGUUCCUAGUGGUCCACCAUCAACAACAAUUGUGGCAUCAUCCAACAAAGCAGAAGGUGGUGACAACGUUAAUGUUCUCUGUAUAGUCCUUGGGGAGCCAGACGUAGAAGUAGAAUUCAGUUGGAAGUACCCAGGGGAAGAGUAUGAAAGGCCUGUGAUUAUCCAAGAUUCUUGGAGGCUGAUCAACAGAGGAAUUGGGCAUACCACAAGAAUUUCCAAGAGUGUUAUUGCCAUUGAAGAUUUCGAAACCAUUGAUGCUGGCAACUAUAUUUGUACAGCUCAGAACCUACGAGGACAAACCACAGUAGUCACCCAUGUUGAACUGACCUGAUAUGUGGAGUCUGUGGACACAGAAUGAACAAACAGUAUGUUAUUGGACACAUUAACCCUUCAGUUUCUUUUUAUGAAUUCUGAGGUGGAGGUUUCUGUCAAUAUCUCUAUCCUCAUGUCCUUACAUUCCACUUCCAUUAGAGAGCAGAGAUCUUAAUGCUUAUCAAUACUCAGGAAAAUUGGGUUGAAACCCAUGUAUUAAACCUUUGUAGCCUGAUUAUUAUGCAUGUGGCUCCUAAGUGCUCCUAGUACAGUGAUAAAUCUUUGGCAGGGAGAGUCUAUAUACAAAUAACUUUUAUGUUAGGUAAAUAUAACCACUAUUAAAAUGUUGAUUGUGCGUUAUUUUCAUGAAUGCUGAGAGGAGGAUAAAAAAUAACUUUUUAAGUAGACCCACCGGCAUAGAUAUAUUUUCUUCUUUGUCAUGGUGGUGAUUUUAACACUUUUGUACGUGUAAAAAUAUUAAAACUUAGUCAUGAUUCACUUGUUAUAGAAAAUUAGUCAACAGUGAUUACUCUUCUCUGGUUUUGGUAGACCUUAAUUAAAUUUCUUUACUGAAUA